This is a messenger RNA of Geodia barretti, 903 nucleotides long. The record is from the annotation of a GenBank genome assembly. Lineage: Eukaryota; Metazoa; Porifera; Demospongiae; Tetractinellida; Geodiidae.
AUGGACCUGGUGACCUUUGCCGAGCGCCUGCCGCAAGACGGAGAGACCGUGGUGGGUGAACGAUUCGUUACCUAUCCCGGCGGGAAGGGCGCUAACCAGGCGGUGGCCGUUGCGCGGCUCGGCAUGCCGGCAGCGAUGGUGGGUCGCGUUGGGGAUGAUACGUUCGGCCCGCAACUGGUUGAGUUGCUGCAGUCUGCUGGUGUCGACACGCGGGGAGUCGGAAUCACCAGCAAUGCCAGUUCAGGCAUUGCGGUCAUCAGCAUAGGCGAAGGGGCUCAAAACCGCAUUGUGCAGGUCCUGGGAGCCAACAACACCUGCGGCGCUGCCGAGUUUGACGUGGUGGCCGGGUUAUUGCCGAGGGCGUCCGCUCUGAUGUUGCAGCUGGAAGUGUCGGUGAAUUUGUCAAUGAGAGUUGCCGGCCUGGCGGCGCAGCAGGGGGUAUCGGUGAUGCUGGAUCCGGGCCCAGUGCGGCCCAUUCCUGCGGAGUUCUUUGCCAGCGUGUCCAUCAUCACGCCCAACGAAACGGAAGCCGAGGCGUUGGUUGGAUUCCCGAUCGUCGACCUGAACGCGGCUCAGGCGGCUGCGAAUGAGUUGAUACGUCGUGGAGUCGGUGCGGCGGUUAUCAAGAUGGGCUCUCAGGGUGCGUAUUGGUGUGAUGGCUCUACCAGCGGGCACGAGCCGGCAUUCCCGGUAAUGGCAGUGGAUACGGUGGCCGCGGGCGAUGCGUUCAACGGGGCAUUAGCGACGGCGUUGGCUACGGGUCAAUCGUUGCCGGAUGCCGUGCGCUGGGCUUCGGCGGCGGGCGCGGUGGCGGUUACCAAAAUCGGAGCGCAAGAUUCCAUGCCCACCUUCGCGGAAGUUGCCGCCCUUGCCGCCACCCGUUCCGCCACGGGUUCCAGUUGA